Mycena indigotica is the source of this 5067-nucleotide messenger RNA. RefSeq names its product Histidine kinase. Gene Ontology annotation, molecular function: protein binding; phosphorelay sensor kinase activity; histidine phosphotransfer kinase activity. The transcript has 20 exons. Gene Ontology annotation, biological process: protein autophosphorylation; phosphorelay signal transduction system. NCBI's taxonomy places the organism in Eukaryota, Fungi, Basidiomycota, Agaricomycetes, Agaricales, Mycenaceae. The record is from RefSeq and is a predicted model, not a curated record. Bases 1 to 5067 code for a protein of 1688 amino acids.
AUGACUGCUCGACGACACACUCGCCGUACGAAAUCAACUCGACCAUCAACCGCACCCGAAAAGCCCCGUCAACCACUCCUCCCAACAUCCAUGCUUGUUGUCCCAGAGGUUGAAACCGAAGAUUCACUGAGCAUUGAUCUUGAUGCACUGCCUCCGCCCUUUCCUCUCCAAAAAGCUACAUCUGGAAGGCAUACUAACGAAACAGAUUGGGCGACGUUUAUUACGGCGUAUGCUUGUGGGCGAUGGGAUCCACAUAGAACUCCCAAACCACCUCGCACGCAACUGCUUGACCUCUCGCUAGUUUCUGUUCCGAGUGGUCCUCUGGCCUUUGAACGCGCUCGACCCCCUCCUCCGCCUCCUUCUCAUCGACUUCGCGCUUCUUUCUCUGCUGUUUCGUCAGGAUAUAAAUCUCCAAGCUCCAUAGCCUCUUCGUACCCUGUGUUCAGUUUACCUGGGGUCUUGCCCACUUCAGGCAGCAGUUAUCCUCCAGUGACGUCUUCGACCGCUGCAUUUACAGUUACGGCUGCCAACGCUACUACCCCAACGAGUUCCAACCAUUAUGAUGCUCAAACAUCAGCAGCUACCCUCCGAUGGGCUGCUGCCAGAGUUCGUGUCGCGCCACUUGCUCUCCCUAGCCCAGAACACGAACUUGUCGACCCAAUGCGAAAUGCAGGGGCUGUCCCAAUACCAGGAAGUCAUCCAGACUUCUCCUCUGGUCAUCGAUCUCGACCAUCUCAGUCUGUAUCUCACUCACGCUCUGCCUCCAUAACACGGUCAUUUGCCAACCUCCCCCAUCUGGCCCAGACAUUCCCGGUCCAAACACCUAACUGGGAUGUAAUGACUCCAGGUGGUACUCGGAGAGCACGAUUGAGUGGUUUCUGGAGUGGGACCGCUGAUGUUGGAGACACGUCCCACGACUCAGAGUGGUUGGAAAGCAAUUCAAGCGGACUUCUCCCAGCAUUUGAUGCAAGUCCUACCACGCCGGAGGACGAAGAAUCAAGAAACGGGCCAACCCCAACCUUUUUACUUGGACCACGACCCCCUCCCGCGACAGCUCCAGUCCGUGUUGUUGACGAUGAGGGUGAUUGGGAUUAUUUUGCCAUUGGGGCUGAAGGGUCAAGAUCUUCUGGCCGGGGUAUUCGGCGUGAUGGAUUGAAUACUCCUCCGUCAACACGCCAUGCCAGCGUUUCACGCCCGGAAGAACCAGAACGGUCAGAAGUGUCUGUUCAGACUCCCACAACCCCAGACUCUAAUCCAAAACGAGUUCAUAAUCUGAGCGCAUCGACGACAUCUUUAAAGUUUGAUGGUCUUGACCUGUCCCACUCAGGAUUGCCCAUUGCUCUAGUCGACACGAAGGACGAAGUACUACCAAUCCCUGCACCAACUCCCAUUUUCGGGCCGCCAUAUCGGACAUCCUCGACUCCUCCGCCCCCCGCUAACGUCGAUAUUACUACUAACUCUGCAGUCCCAGUCGUCAGCGAGUCUGUCAUCUAUCCUACUCCAGAUGAUCACCCUCUGCUGACACAUGCGAGUGACACACUCGCCGACCUGUAUGGCCUGUCUGGUGGCACUCCACACCCAUAUUCAGUCCCAGCUGCUAGAUCACGUCGCGCUCAACUAACACGUCAAGCAAGUGCGCCUCUUCCCAUAUCAACCAGUGACUCCUUUGUCGAUAUCGUCCCUGUCGCUCCUCGAGCGAAAUCCACCGAUUCUGUUGUCGAAGACAAAUCAACAAGUCCUUCAGGGCUCUCCGUGGAACCUGACCUCGAGCCAGCCGUCAAUGACGAAACCAAAAGUGUCAUCACUGAUGGUCAAGGUAGAAGGUCUGCCAAGGAAGACGUCCGAGCAGCACGAGAAGACCAUGCUUUUUCAGAACGCGGGUUUCUUGCUCCUCCAUUUCCUCCCGAUGAACUUGGACGCCGACGAGCGUUGUACAAGUUCAACAUUGUCAACACAGGCUCCGAUAUGAAUUUCGACCGCAUUGCUCACCUUGCUAAGCUUGUAUUCAACACCAAGGGCGUGUUGAUCUCUGUAGUUGACGAGGCGGAGGAAUGGUUCAAGUCUGAAUGGGGGGUCAAUAAGCUGCAUGGUUGUGCGAGAGAGGCCAGCUUUGGCGCUCAUGCGAUACUCCAACGCGGGGACGAACCAAUGAUUAUUUUGGACACUCACUUAGAUUGGAGGUUCACCAGAAAUCCCUUGGUUGUCGGUGCCCCGCAUAUUCGAUUCUAUGCUGCUGCACCUCUAAGAACACAAGACGGUUUCAACAUUGGAUGCCUCGCGCUCAUUGAUGAUGCUCCGCGGGCCGAUUUUACGCCCAGGCAACGGCACACACUAAAAGAAUUCGCGGCAAUUGCCAUGCGAGAAAUGGAACUGUGGCGCGACAAAAUCCGAUUACGAAUACGAGAUCGUAUACAAAAUUCGAUGGAACAAUUCAGCCGGGAAUGUUUGGAGAUUGAUGAGUCAGCCCGACCAGUACAGACGGAGCUUAGUGGCGCAGCGAGCAUCCGCAACUCCAGGCAACCCUCCCCCACUCGCGACGCUCGUCCCCAUCUUCAUCCUCCAGCUCCAAUCCAACAAACUUCAUCAGGCAGUCCUGUCCGACCAUCUCCGUCUCCGUCAAGUCAACUUUCCAAGUCGGAAGAUUUCAUUGAACCUUCUUCAUCGAUGGACCAAGUGUACGCCCGAGCCGCAAAGCUUGUCCAGCACACGCUGGAUGUUGAUGGUGCAGUUGUCAUUGAUGUUUCUCACUGCGAGGUUCUCGAGUCAAUGAGCUCUGAAGCCAGUGUUUCCGUUGUGCUUCAUCAUGGCGACGUUGAAACACCAACCAGUGUGCACACAUUAACAGUCGAGGAAUACCAGAGGCUGAACGAGUUCUUUGCAAUGCACCCAGCCGGAAAGGUAUCUGAGGGCAUCGUUCCUCCUGCCUUGAGACUAUUUCUUCCGCAAGCGCACAUUCAAUAUGCUCUGGUUGUGCCAAUCUACAAUGUCGACAAACGCCCAUUUGCGCUGCUCUGUGCGUGGAAUGCAUCCGACCAAACAAAACGCUUUCUUGAAGGCCACGAGCUGUCUUAUCUGCGAGCAAUUGGAGUCAUCAUCCUGUCUGCCGUCUUGAAGCGCAGGAUGAUACUGGCUGACAAGGCGAAGAGUUUGUUCAUAUCCAACAUUUCACACGAGCUGCGAACGCCGCUGCAUGGGAUACUCGCUGCUGCAGAGCUGCUUACAGACAGUCCGCUGAAUCACUCACAGCAAUCAUUCCUGCAAACAGUUCAAGCUUGCGGCAACUCUUUGGUCGAGACGGUCAAUCACGUGCUAGAUUUCACCAAGCUUAGUGGCAACUCAAAGGCUGGUGGGGUGGAAAAUGUGAUUGUUCCUAGCUGGGUUGAUCUGAUGCAACUUGUUGAGGAAGCUGUGGAUGGUUGUUCCGUUGGUCAUCGCGCACGAGCUGCAAUGAUGAUGGGGGACACUGGUAUUGGCAGCGUGUACUCGCCACCGGAGGACCUCUCUGCUCCAAAGCAACACGUCGAGACGGUCGUUGAGAUUGGUCAUAGGACAACGGGAUGGUCAUUGAAAUGCGAAAAGGGAGGUAUUCGACGUGUGCUAAUGAAUGUCUUUGGAAACAGUUUGAAGUUUACUUCGAAUGGGUACAUUCAUGUCAUUCUCCGUGAAAUCCCAAGGACUAGCGUUGAUCCUCCCAAUGAAAUCAAAGUCGAACUGAUAGUAUCCGAUACUGGCAAAGGCAUCAGUGAAGACUUUCGGAGGAACCAACUUUUCCAUCCCUUCUCGCAGGAGAAUCCGAUGCAAACUGGAACUGGUCUGGGUCUAGCCAUCGUCAACAGCAUCGUCAAAUCCGAGAGUGUUAACGGCAAGCUAGACGUUUGGAGUGAGGAAGGUGUUGGAACAGAGAUUAAAGUCUCGUUCACUGCAACAGUGUCUGCAGACGAAGCUCCAGCACCAGAGAUGGAACCCUUUAAAUUCUUGAAUCCAGAUCGACCUGCAACCGUCUCUCUAGUUGGCUUCGACUCUGACCACAAAGGGGUGACGUUGUUACGCGACACCAUCCACACAUACCUCGUCGAAUGGUGGGGUUUCCGAGUGCAUCCUUCAUCAGAAGGACUCGGUGACAUUAUCUUUCUAAAUGAAGAUGUCGAACUGGUGAAAAGAGCGACAGCUGAAAGGGACACAUCACGACCUUUCAUCGUGUUAUCAAUGCUCCACGGCAACCCAGCCAUGCUAAGCACGUUCGCAGACCACGAAAACAUUGGCGGCUUUUGUCGUCCAAUGUACAAGCCUGGUGGACCCUCCAAACUCCAAAUUCUGUUGAAGCUAGCUCUGCACGCCGUUCAGAUUGCCCAGUCUGGCCGAAACUCUCCUCACACAAGCGAUGAGAUAGUAAACGAGACUCCAUUCAGCAUACUUGGACUGGUACCCCGCCGAAACUCUGAAGAAACAAGGCCAUGGAUGAAUUCGCGUCCAUUGAUGUCUCCUCGCGCUUCAACCGUACACCCUCUUUCUUCGCCUACAUGGAGGAAAGCGAAUCCUAGCAUCGAAGAGAGGGACUCGCCAUCUCCAGAAAGUGAUGACCUGACCACCAUCACCAUCGGUGGUCCAGAAGUAGGAACAUUAUUAAAAGCGUCUGUUGGAACCAUUGCCUCGGAUGAGCGAAGGUUUCGUGUGCUGGUUGUUGAAGACAACAAUGUGCUACGGAUGUUACUCAUCAAGUGGUUAACUUCAAAGGGUUACGAAUACCGAGACGCUGUGGACGGACGCAAUGGUGUGAGAGUUUAUGAGGAAGAUGGGCCGUUCGAUGUGGUACUGCUAGACAUGUCGAUGCCUAUUCUUGACGGAAUUGGGGCGACAAUGGAGAUUCGGGAGAUGGAAGCACGACGACAGAUCCAACAACCAAAUAGUCCACAAAGCAUACCUGCUCGAAUACUGGCUCUAACUGGACGCUCAUCAUUGGAAGACAAACGUCGCGCGUUUGACGCAGGUGUGGAUGGCUACCUGGUCAAACCUGUUGCUUUCAAGACCCUCGACGAAAUUUUUUCGAAACUGGGGGUUUCUUCAUAG